Messenger RNA from Mytilinidion resinicola, 2089 nucleotides. RefSeq lists its product as uncharacterized. Bases 1 to 1656 code for a protein of 551 amino acids. The record is from RefSeq and is a predicted model, not a curated record. The transcript has 2 exons. NCBI's taxonomy places the organism in Eukaryota, Fungi, Ascomycota, Dothideomycetes, Mytilinidiales, Mytilinidiaceae.
AUGCAUGCCGUCACUAUCGCUGCGUGGGUUCGCGAACUCGAAUCUCCUGCGCACUCUCGUCUGUCUCCUCCUCCUCUACCCACCCGUAAGCGCGCGCGACCUAACUCUCGCGAGAGCCCGCACCUGCGCAAGACUCGCCGUCUCGUGCUGGCCGAGAUGGCCGCCAACGACUACCGCAAAUCCGUAUCGUCAUCGCACAAAAAUAAACAUUCAGGCACGUUCAAGACCACGGAGAAGAAGCGCAUACGCACACCCUCGCCCCAAAAGCGCCAAUUCCCCGCCGACGCGUACUCGCCGGACGAAGACUCCCUCGACGAGCUUGACGGGCCCACACCUCGGCCACGCAACCAGCACCACACACAUCCUAUCCCCAAGCUCUCGUACAGCGAGAGUCUUGCCGCCAUUGCAGUUGGGUUCGACGGCAACGACGACACACUCCAGGCCCGGUCGCCUUUGCGAUCGCAGUCGCAGUCGGCAUCCUCUGCCCGCUCGGCAAGCCCUAAAAAGGUCACUUCAUUGUGGGACGUUGGAAAUGGCGUCAUAUACACAAACCUGGCGAACACGGCGGCUUCCCGGCGCCUGCAACUCGGGACUGUAGGGCUUGCGCUCUUGGAGGCACUGGAAGACGUGUGCGACGGCCCUGUGUUCGCUGCGAGGUUGAAAGCACAACUAGCAGAGGCGGGUAUUGAGAGGAUUAGACCCCACAUGUUGGACCAAUCAGAUAACCGGCCAAUGGAGGAGCUGCUAUGCGAACUACGCACCGUGCAGACCAUCAAUGCGCUGUCGCAUCGCUGUGCGGAGAAUCGGGACCACGAGAGCGAGUGGAACAAUCGCGUGCACACCAAGGUCUUAGAGCUCGCGCUAGGGAAUAAUGAAGUGAGUGUUGGGUUCCGGAGUGUAACUGCUGCAAGAAUCACGUCUGAAUUCCGGCCCACGCAUUCCCCCAGCCUCACCACCGGCAAGAUCGUCGACUAUGCAAUGUUCCUCGAGCUUUCGGGUCCUGCUCGCGAUGCUAUCUUAUCUCUCAUCGGCAUGUCGUCCGAGUCCAUCAACCACGCUACCUAUGAGGGUCUACGGAUCCGACCUAUAGCCGUAUCAAUCGAGACCAAAACCGAGAGUCGGACUGUAGAGGAAGCGAAGGUGCAGCUGGGCGUGUGGGUCGCGGCGCAGGUGGCCCGGAUUGAGGCGCUGAUCCAGCAGGUCGCUGUGCUAAAGGCGAACAAACAUGGAGCCGAGAGGGAAGCUAGAUCGGAAACCAGCAGACGGGGACGACAGAAAAGUCGAGGAAAAGGCGGCAAAAUUUCGCAGUCGCAACCAACCCCGACUCCCACCAUCGACGCUGUCAGCCCGGAUCCUACGGACCUUCUCUCACAAAUUGUGUUUCCCCUUCUCGAUGUCCAGUCUGAAUCGUGGUCGCUCUUCUUCGGGCGGGUCUCUAUUUCUCCCGACACGUCGAGUUUACACAUCCGGAAACCCGCCUCGCACAUCCAGAUCUUCCAUUCUAUUGCCUUAGGCAACACGGCGAAUACGGCGCAGACGUAUCGGCUAGUAAAGAGCUUGAAGGUGCUGAGGGCGUGGAUUGAUGGAGAUUUCCGGAAGUGGUGGGAUAGGCUUUUAGGGGUUAAUGGGGUGGAGUUUAAGGAAAGAUCAAAUUGAUACCACCCCCGGGUUUUGUGGGUUCUAUCGACAACUAAGUAUAUAAAUAAGGGGGUUGAUAAUCUCACACCCCCUAAUCCCUCCACGCACACCCCCUAAUUCCUCCACGCACACCCCCUCCCCUCUUGGCGCUUCACCACCUUCUAAUUGGCUCAGAGCAGUGCGGAGGAAGCCCCGGGCAUUUACUUUUACGUCUCUCUACGCGUGAUGCUAUACGCAAGGCCGUACAUAAUGCUAUACGCGAGGCCGUACGUAAUGCUAUACACGAGCUCACGUACAGCUAUAUAGCUAUGCCGAUUCGUAUAGCCUCACAUAUAGCCUCAGGUACGAGCUCAAGUACAAGCUCACGUAGUCUAAGUCUAAGUAUAAGUAUAGAAUAGAAUUCUAUUCUAGAAGUGCCUACGUGCCUACAAGUAUGCCAAAUCCGUCAAAC